Ananas comosus (pineapple) is the source of this 1428-nucleotide messenger RNA. Its product is annotated as NEP1-interacting protein-like 2. Bases 292 to 1065 code for a protein of 257 amino acids. The transcript is spliced from 5 exons. The record is from RefSeq and is a predicted model, not a curated record. NCBI's taxonomy places the organism in Eukaryota, Viridiplantae, Streptophyta, Magnoliopsida, Poales, Bromeliaceae.
AAUUUCGUGCCGAGAAGCAGCACCGACAAAAGAUCGCGGAGACGAUGCGCACAAAAUGAAAGAGGGCCCACCACCUCCCCAGACCCUCGGCUCUUUCGGGGCCUUCCCCCUCUCCUCCCCCUCUCGUUUCAAACCCUACCCCUCCCCCCAAAUCGCAUCGAGAACUCGACCCCUCCCUCCUCAAAAUGGCAAUCAAUUUCCAAUUCUAGGUCAAGUCUAGGGUUUUUGGGCUUCCGUCCACCUCCUCCUCCGUCGUUUAGGGCUUCUUCGUGCUCUGCUCCUCCCCUUUGCAUGGAGGUGGUGGUGGGGGCCCACUGCUCCUGCGGAGGCUCCCGUGACGACGCCCAGCGCCUCUGCACUGCCUGUGCCCGGCCGCGCGCCACCACGGCGGCGGCGGCGGCGGCGGCGAUGGUGGAUGGGGGCGACGGGUUGGGAGGGAGAGGCGUCGCCGUGUACAUUCCGAGGUUGAUCUCCGGGGCGAUCUCCGGAGCUCUCACGGGUCUCUUCGCCCUAGCUGGAGCUUUCACUGGAGCUGUUACUGGUGCCUUGGCUGGCAGAGCCUCUGAUAGUGGUGUCUUUCGUGGUGCCGGUUUAGGAGCGGUCGCCGGAGCUGUCCUUUCUAUGGAGGUUUUAGAAGCUUCCCGUGCCUAUUGGUGCUCAGAACGAUCUGGCUCCCAGCAUACAUCCUCCAUGGCAGAUUUUAUAGAAGAGCUCCUUCAUGGUCGGUUUGUACAAGAACAAUUUGCACCGGCAGUAUUUACGGCAUACCGCUGGCAGGUAAGCAUCUCAGACCUUGGGCAGGAUGAUACAUAUGAUAUUUUUGGUGAGAUCGGAUCCAAAGGGCUAUCUAGCGAGUCACUGAAGAAGUUACCGCACUAUGUAAUCACUGAUGAGAAAAGGGAUUCCUGUGGUGAGAACAUAUCUUGCACCAUUUGUUUGCAGGAUAUCAUGACAGGGGAGACUGUGCGGAGGUUGCCUCUGUGUUCUCAUACUUUUCAUCUGUCUUGCGUGGACAAAUGGCUUGCUGGGCGUGGGUCAUGCCCUGUAUGCAGGCAGGAUGUGUAGGAAAUCUGUCUAUUUAGUUGUUGGAAGUGUGGAUCUAUGCAUCUCAACUUAGGUCAAAGAUCAUAUAUGUACAGGUUCCCCCUUUGUUGUAUAGAUAUUUGUACAGUAGCGAUCCUUUUAUCUGAGUAAAUGUCAUCUUCAGAUGACUUGAACAUUUUAUUAUCAUAAAGUGCAGUAUCGUCGCUUAGAUGGUGCGAGUGGCUUGUAUAUUCUGUGAAGAUAUUUGAUGGAUGAGAAAUGCAUUUUCCGUGGCUAAAGUUGGAUGAAGCUACUUUUUUCAGAUUUUUUGCUAGCCUAUUGUUGGGGAGGAUAUAUACAUCGAAGUUGAAGUGUUUCCCUGGUGUUGUUAUAUUGUGAUUCUCA